UCAACAACGAGCAGUGUCAUGAUGAUGGUGCUGUGGAUUACUUUGCUCUUUCUUCAUCAAGGAUAUUCUCUGGUUCCAAUGAAAAUCGUUCAGCUUGGUGAACCAGCAACGUUAACAUGUGCUUUACCCAGCAACAAAGAGCUCAGCACUCUGGAAGUCCACUGGUACAAGCAGAGUAUCGGGGAUGAGCUCAAACUGAUUUCAACACUGUAUGGAACUACACCACCUCAGUAUGGUCAAGAAAUAUUUAGAUCAAGAUAUGACGCAUGUAAUACGAAAACAUUUAGCAAUCUGACCAUUUUGAAGACAGUCCAAGAGGAUGAAGGAAUCUAUCACUGUGGGAUCAUUGAAUGGCUUAAUCCUGAAUGGAGUGGGACAUAUUUGUUAGUAAAAGGAAACACUCAGAGGGCAUCAAACUAUACUGUCGUUCAGUGGCCAGCUGUAUCAGAUCCAGUCGAUCCAGCAGACACAGCAGCUCUCCAGUGUUCAGUUUUCUCUGACUUUGACAACAACACAUAUGCACGGGAUCGUGAUGUGUUCUGGUUCAGAGCUGGUUCAGACAAAUCUCAUCCUGGCAUCAUCUACGCUGGCAGAAAGAAACCAUCUGACCUUCAGAAUAAAUGUGUUUAUCGCUUCUCUAAGAACAUCAGCUCCUCUGAUGAAGGGACUUACUAUUGUGCUGUGGCCACAUGUGGGGAGAUAUUAUUUGGAAAUGGAACCGAUCUGAAAGCUGUGCAGAAAACACAGUCGGCAUUUAUUCACCUGGCCGUAAUAACAGUGUGUUUGGUCAUUUCUGUCACUGGAAAUGUUUUCCUCAUCUGCAACCAAAGAAUACAAAAUAAAGAAAAUGCUAUAUCGGAAGACCAAAUUGACACCUCACACCAACCAGUUGAAACUGACAGCCAUGUAAACUAUGUUGCACUGAACUUCAGUGAAAGAAAAUUGAGAAGCACAAGGAAGAGAGACUUUGCUGAGGACAGCGUCUACUCUCAAAACGUCAGCUCCUCUGAUGCUGGGACUUACUACUGCGCUGUGGCCACAUGUGGGGAGAUAUUAUUUGGAAAUGGGACGACACUCGAACUUGCAGAAAGUGCAAUAACUGGAGCACAAAAUGACGCCUUACGCCAACCGACCGAAGCUGAUGAAGAACUAAACUAUGCUGCACUAAAUUUCUCUGAAAGAAAAACGCGAGGAAGAAAGAAGCGAGAGCCCGCUGAGGAGAGCGUCUACUCUCAAGUUAAAUGAUAGAACUGAAAUUUCAAGUGAGCCUGACAUCCUGUUACAGAACCCGUGUUUGAAACUCUUUGAUUUUACUCUUUUUAACUUAAAGGUCUGUUUUUUACUUAUUCUAUUUGGACUCUCAAAGCCAACAUAGUUUUUCUUGCAUUUUUUG
This is a messenger RNA of Neolamprologus brichardi, 1393 nucleotides long. RefSeq lists its product as uncharacterized. NCBI's taxonomy places the organism in Eukaryota, Metazoa, Chordata, Actinopteri, Cichliformes, Cichlidae. The record is from RefSeq and is a predicted model, not a curated record. Gene Ontology annotation, biological process: response to bacterium.